Molecule: messenger RNA, 665 nt
Organism: Puccinia graminis f. sp. tritici CRL 75-36-700-3
Lineage: Eukaryota; Fungi; Basidiomycota; Pucciniomycetes; Pucciniales; Pucciniaceae
Exons: 8
Coding region: 9-665 (218 amino acids)
Source: RefSeq, a predicted model, not a curated record
AAAAAAUAAUGAUGCUUUCUUAUCGAUUUGUAUUGAUUGCCAUAAUCAGUUUGCUACUAACCUCCACUGUGAAUGCGCGAUGUUAUCGACGGCCGGCAAACCAAAAUCAUUGCAACGGAGCAAUCAAUAAGAUUACAUUUCAGGAAGGAAAACUCCCGAUGAUUGAAAACGAAGUGGUAGCAAUAUUGGAUACUUGUAGUCUAAUCGUCCGUAACUUACAUCAACAGGUUGUUACAAAAGACCUCAUCAAAAGUGGUGUUGCUGAGCUUUUCAAGCAAUGUCCUGGCAAGUGUGGCUCGGUGAAGGUUCCGAGUAACCCGAAGGUCAGUGUAUUGGUCAAAAUGCGUGCCCCAGCAGGCACACAAUGGGAGGCAUGGAAUGCAGACGCCGAGCUGAACAAGCCGUACUGCUAUCAGCCUAAUGGAGAGCCAGAAGUGAAAUCUAAAUAUGAUUGUAUUAAAGCCUACAAUCAGAUCCCUAUCGAUUCCCAAGGGCACUUGACUCAUAAGUCUAAAGGCCUGCUCACGCAAAUGGGAGUCACCUUUGGAUCAUGCACCUUGGCUCUCACCUCUACCGAUGGAUCCAUCUUUCAAUUGAAUAAGAAAGAUACUGCCCCAAUCAUCACCAAAAUGAUCCAACAAUGUGAUAAAAAGGUUAGAAAUUGA